Molecule: messenger RNA, 1224 nt
Organism: Caenorhabditis remanei
Lineage: Eukaryota; Metazoa; Nematoda; Chromadorea; Rhabditida; Rhabditidae
Exons: 4
Coding region: 1-1224 (407 amino acids)
Source: RefSeq, a predicted model, not a curated record
AUGGUCACUCUCCCAGUGGAGCCGGACUUUUGGGAGUCGGAUGAGAAAUUCUGCCCCGAACAUGUGUUCCAGAAGAAGAAGUGUUCCGUCGAGGAUCAAUGGAUGCAGAGGAUGACGUCAGUAGCACCAGUCACGGAGAUGCCACUGGAAAAAGCUACGCUUGAUAAGCCGGAUUCUGAAGAAAGUGAUCAAGCUGAGAUCGAUGAUCCCGUUGAAAAUGAUGAUGCCCCACAAGGAGCCAGAUCGCCAAGAGCCGUGAAUGAUGUCGCCUCCUCAUCAUCUACUGGUUCCACAGUCAUUGCUCCACCAACUAGAAGACGUCUGCGAUUUGCUGGAAAUGGACGAGCAGGAAAUGGACGACUCCAGAAUGUCGAUCCAGAGCCAGCGCCAGAACCGAUGGGUGCUCCAGAAGCAGCAGCUCAAGAACCACAGGAUGCGGCAACUCCAGUAGACGUAGCUACACCAACUCCAUCAACUAGAAGACGCCUUCAAUCUGCUUCAAAUGGUCAACCUGAUAUGAGAAUCGGUCGGUCAGCAGCACUCGAUCACACCGAGCCAGAGCAGGUUGCCGUUCCAGUGAAUGUUGCACCUCCUCCACAAACCAGAAGGCACCAUCGAGCUUCCAAGAAGUUAAGAGGAGCCACAGUAGUUAGAGUCCAAAACACACGAUCUGGAAACUCUGUCACGUCGCCAAUAACCGAUCGUCACACCCGUCACUCCCGUCCGACUGCCAGAAGUGCACCUGUUCCUCCAACUAUCCACAAUGCUCCUGUUGCCACACCAGCAGGAAGGAGGAAUAGAAGAGCCCAACGUCUGGAACAAGCAACGUAUGCACAUAGUUGCAAACGAGGGAAUAAUGAUGCUGGAGCAGCCGUCAAUGUGGAUCCAGCUCCUGCGCCUCCAGCUGCUCCUGCGCCUCCAGGAUCUCCCAUGGCUCCAGUAGUCGUCGAUCCCUCGACUACUCGACGGAGACGUGCGAGUCAAGCGUUGUCCCCGGUGGCUCCAGUUUCGACGCGUCGCCGUGCGGCAUCACCUUCGGCUCCGGCAACUCCUUGCUCUGCUCGUCCAGCUGUUCCGCGACAAUCGGCUCCAGGUCCAUCCGCUCCUCCUGCAGCCCCUGCUCCAGUUCCUGCUCCAAGAGCAAGAGAAGUCUCUGUGGCCCGACAGGAGCUAAUUGCACUCAUCAAUCAAUGCAUCCAACACGAGCAGCUGUCAAACAGCUAA